Molecule: messenger RNA, 414 nt
Organism: Medioppia subpectinata
Lineage: Eukaryota; Metazoa; Arthropoda; Arachnida; Sarcoptiformes; Oppiidae
Source: the annotation of a GenBank genome assembly
CUGGCAACUAAAUUUCCCUCUUUCCUCUUCCCUGAAGGCAAAAGAGGGAAAGGAAUAGAAAAUGAGUUGAAGGGAAGGGAAUCUCACGAACACAUAGAGGGGAAUAUGAAGGGAAGGGAUUCCCUCUUCGCUGUAGAGGGAAGGGAAGGAAUUCUUCAUUUAAUCAUUGCAGGGAAGAGGGAAGCGAAUUGGAAAAUGGGAAAAGUUGCAAGUCUAAUAGAAUUCUCGCCUAGCUCAUCAAAGGGUUCAGAAUCCCAUCAGGAAUUGUUUGAAAGUUGUAGUCAACUAAUGCUAUCCAUUCAAAAGCUUGAAGUCCCAAUUAAGAUUAGUUUGGCGGCUGCGGCCGGAUGUCAAUUAGUGGCCUCUUGUGAUAUUGCAGUGGCGAGUGAUUGCAGUACAUUCAGUACUCCAGGU